GAAUUAAGUUAAUUAAGAAUUUUUGAGUCAUUUUAAUAAAAAUCAGGGCCACCAAUAACAAUACCUAUGUAGAAAUUUGCAUUAGGUAUUGUUCAAUUAGCACGAGACUUUUGCGUCUGAGAAAAAGAAAGAGAUCGAGCGAGCAAGAGACUGGGAGCGACAAAAGCAGCAGAGCUCGCAAACCGCAAUUGAUUCUUUCUUUUUUUCGGUUCAGCUGAUUAUCUGUUAAAUCCGUUGGAUUUACGGAAUUCCAAUUGGGGAAUUGGAUGCCGAAAACUCUGAAGAUAGAAGAAGACGAAGAAAUCAUAGCUAGCUUUGCAGGAUUUUCUUGAUUCUGUUUGCUCGAGAAUAAAGAUCGAUUUGCCUUUUUCCCUUUCGAUUCCACGUGUAAAUUCGGGCAGCCGUUUGUUUCCCGGGAAACCGUAGAAAGAACAGAGAAAAGGCUUAGGGAAGGUGGCAGUGAUUGGGAUGUAUGAUGUUUUGUUGUGUAUUCAAAGAUCGUUUGCAGAAUUGGCUUCGUGACUAUGAUCGGCUUCAAUAUUUGGCCGUCAUCCUCAUCUACGUUCAGAUAGGAUGUGCCUUGAUUGGAUCCCUGGGAGCAUUGUACACUGGGGUUUUGCUCAUCAAUCUCAGCGUCGCAUUGUUUGCUCUUGUCGCCAUCGAGAGUAGCAGUCAGAGUCUGGGCCGCACGUAUGCCGUCCUUCUUUUCUCCGCCAUCUGCCUCGACAUUUCCUGGUUCUUCCUCUUCUUUUCUGAUAUUUGGAACAUUUCUCCCGAGAAGUAUGGAAUGUUCUUCAUCUUUUCAGUGAAACUUACUCUGGCAAUGCAAAUCGUUGGAUUCUCUGUGAGGUUAUCGUCAUCGUUCUUGUGGAUUCAGAUAUACAGGUUGGGUGUCUCAAAUGUUGAAAAUGGAGCUCCCAGAGAAGCAGAUUUUGAUUUGAGAAAUAGCUUUUUGAGUCCAACCACCCCUUCUGUAGCUAGGCAGUGCUCAGAGUCUGAUGUUAUAGGAGGCGCUGUUUAUGAUCCAUCUUACUAUUCAUCUCUCUUUGAGGAUAGUCAAGACAAUAGAGAACUGCAUGGGGAGAAAUCUUCUGGCUUGAGCGAAAAUGGGUCCACUUCCAGCACUGAUGUUUCUUGUCUAAAGGCAUACAGAGGCAUACCUUUCUGUAAUGUAAAUGAAGAGAGUGGAGCAGGGAAGGCCCAGAUGGUUUAAAUACAAUGACGGUUAGAGCAUGUGGAUUCGGUUUUUGGUAAACACUUUGCCAAUAUUUUUGGGUUUCAAGUGCGUGAAUGAUAAGGGCAUAUUUGGAUAACUAGCUGCCAAUCAUAUGGCGUCACGGAGGGUUAAGGAGGUCAGGUGGAAAUUAUAUUCUGGAUUUUGAUCGAUACCGAGGUUGCUGGGAUGAAAAGAAAGCAAGCAGCUGCCGCAACAAGGCCAUGAAUCAGUAACGAAAAGCUAGCGCAUUUUUUUUUUAUCUGGGAUUGCUGAGUGCUGAGUGCUGAGUGCUGACUGCUGAGGGUUAUAUAGUGUAACAGUCUCUCUUGUUCACAAAAAUUCAUUCUUUUGUGCUAGCAUUAUAUGGGAUGAAAUAGAAUAGCUUGCCUGGUUCUGUUUCUUUCCCCUCUUUUCUUUCCGCAUUCGUUGACGAAUACAGUGUGCUGCGCGUCUUAUUGUCCAAUCUUAUUGUCCACAGCUGACCUACUCUUAUGAUCUAUGAUCCUCGUUAGAGAGGAUUGAAUUCUUAGAUUCAUGGAUUGGUG
Messenger RNA from Linum tenue, 1761 nucleotides. NCBI's taxonomy places the organism in Eukaryota, Viridiplantae, Streptophyta, Magnoliopsida, Malpighiales, Linaceae. The record is from the annotation of a GenBank genome assembly.